UUUAUCCAUUCGUGACUUACCCGCCCUAAUCUUUGCAGUAAAGGAAAUAUCCGAUUUUGCUGCGAGAAAGAAGUGGACCCUCCCGUGACUAAGGAAAGUACAGAGCUGGAACCGAGGAGCAGCUGUGGAAGCCCUGCUUCACACAAGGGUCGUGGGUUUCCUUACAUAGUCGGUCUUGGAAAGCUAAGAAACGACCGGUUCUCUCUUGUGAGCUGCGGUGGAGUCAUCGUCAGCGAGUCUUGGAUUCUGACAAGAGCCUCCUGCCUUGAAUCUGUCACUCACGUAGACCUUCGCUCAGAGAACGAACACAGAUACAUACCAGUAACUGAAAGGAAGCCUUACGAAUGGUAUGACCCUGCAUAUGGUCCUGAAGCGGACAUUGGCAUGUUGAAACUAGAAGCUCCACUACACUUCAAUAAUUCCCUUCAGCCCAUUUGCUUACCAGACGCACAGUAUGAUGGAAGUAACCCGAUGAUCGCAGCUACUAUCACACAGUCAUCAUCUUCCAGGGAGCCGUUUUAUAACUUCCAGAUUGUGACAGUAUUUACCAGAGAUGAGUGUCUGGAAAAGGUUCAUGAUAAGUACAAGAACAUCAUUUCUUCAGACUCCAUUUGUGCCAAUAGAUGGAUGACGUCGAAAUCAGAAGUCCUUCGUGAAGGCAGAGUUCUGUUUCAAGAUGACGUGUCGUCUGCUGUGGCAACACUGGAAGCAAUUGGAGGAGCUGAAAGUUUUGAUCCCGACGACACAGUGGAACAUUUCAUCCGCGUCUUCCCUUAUGUGACUUGGAUCAAUGGCUUUUUGUAAGGGGCCAUUUGCUUCCCAGAGGGACGUGCUCUUUAUGUUUUAGGAAACAAAAGGUGCAGCAAUAAUGAUACAUGUUUAUUGCUAAGUAAAUGGUAAAGAGAGAGAGAGAGAGAGAGAGAGAGAGAGAGAGAAACCACUUGGUAAAAUAAUUUGUUACAUCAGAUUUUAGUAGUAUCAACUGGUAUUAUGUAUUCGUUUAUUUUUUAUGUUAUUUUUUUGCGAACCUGUUAAGUGCACAUGUAUAGUCUAAUUUCGCUAGUAAUGCCAGAUGCAACGAUUCAUUGUAUGGGUUCACUGGAUUGUAACGUUUUUCGUACAUACCAAAAGGCAGACUGAUUUGUGAAAAAAAACUGAAAAUAAUUGUCAUUAAAGAUGUGAACCUUU
This is a messenger RNA of Macrobrachium nipponense, 1188 nucleotides long. RefSeq lists its product as uncharacterized. The record is from RefSeq and is a predicted model, not a curated record. Gene Ontology annotation, molecular function: serine-type endopeptidase activity. The transcript has 6 exons. Gene Ontology annotation, biological process: proteolysis. The coding region runs from base 385 to 804 and encodes 139 amino acids. Lineage: Eukaryota; Metazoa; Arthropoda; Malacostraca; Decapoda; Palaemonidae.